Molecule: messenger RNA, 1843 nt
Organism: Impatiens glandulifera
Lineage: Eukaryota; Viridiplantae; Streptophyta; Magnoliopsida; Ericales; Balsaminaceae
Product: pentatricopeptide repeat-containing protein At5g08510
Exons: 4
Coding region: 154-1695 (513 amino acids)
Biological process (GO): RNA modification
Molecular function (GO): RNA binding; protein binding
Source: RefSeq, a predicted model, not a curated record
GUUUUAGACGGCCGGAGCAAGUGAACUCAAGAAUAGCGGCAGAAGCCAUACGGACUAGCUGAAGAUCGGCACGUCGGCAAUUUGUUUACUAUUCCGAUCACUGGUCUAGGACAGCUCAAACCUCAGGCGAGUACUGUACAAGGGGAACUUGUUAUGAACAAAUUGAAGCAAGUCCACGCUUACACACUGAGAAAUGGCGCGGAUUUCACUCAAUACCUAAUCCUCGAGCUCCUUAAGCUAGGAAAUAUUCCAUAUGCCCGCAAACUGUUCGACCUUAUUCCCCAACCAACUCUCUUCCUCUACAAUAAGUUUAUUCAGGCUUAUACUGCACAUGGCCCUUAUGGUCACUGCAUAUAUCUUUACAACCAAAUGCGUCUUAAAGACUGUUCCCCAAAUGAGUACACCUUCACCUUCCUCUUCAAGGCAUGUCCUUCUCUUCCAUACCCAUCUCACGGCCAGAAGCUUCAUGGCCAUUUCCUUAAACUAGGUUUGGAAUUUGACAUCCAUGCUAUGACAGCUUUGGUUGACAUGUACGCUAAGAUGGGCAGGCUGGAGUCUGCUCAGUGUCUGUUUGAUGAAAUGCCAGUUAGAGAUGUUCCCACUUGGAAUUCACUCAUCACAGCCUAUGCUAGGUAUGGUGAUAUGGAGAAGGCGUCUAAGAUAUUCACAUCAAUGCCAACAAGGGAUGUGAAAUCAUGGACUGCCAUGGUUUCUGGAUAUUCUCAGUGUGGGAAGUACACGCAGGCACUUGAUGUGUUUCUGGAAAUGGAGAAUGUGAUCAACCCUACUGAAGUCACUAUAGGUAGUGUUCUUCCUGCUUGUGCAAAUCUAGGGGCUUUUGAAACUGGACAAAGGAUUGUUGAAUAUGCAAGAGCAUGUGGGUACUUCAAUAAUUUGUUUGUAUGCAAUUCCACCUUAGAAUUGUAUGCGAGAUGUGGUAAGAUUCAAAUGGCCAAGCAUGUGUUUGACGAGAUAGGUAGAAGGAGAGAUAUGUGUAGUUGGAACGUCAUGUUAAUGGGUUUAGCUAUUCAUGGUCAAUGCUACGAAGCACUUCAACUGUUCCAGAAAAUGCUGAGAGAAGCAAUUGCACCAGACGAUAUCACAUUUGUCGGGGUGCUUCUCGCUUGUACCCAUGGAGGCUUGGUGGUUAAGGGUCGGAAGAUCUUCAGCUCAAUGGAGAAGUACUAUUCAAUAACGCCAAAACUAGAGCAUUAUGGAUGCAUGGCUGAUCUAUUGGGCCGUGCAGGAGAAUUGCAUGAAGCAUACUAUCUAAUACAAACCAUGCCUAUGAAACCAGAUUCUGUAAUGUGGGGAGCUCUGCUUGGGGCAUGUAGCUUCUUCCAUGGAAAUGUUGAGCUGGCUGAAAUAGCAGCUGAGUCACUGUUUAAGCUCGAACCAAAUAAUCCAGGGAACUAUGUAACUCUUUCCAAUAUUUAUGCAUCUGCAGGCAAAUGGGAUGGAGUUGCGAAGAUGAGACGGCUUAUGAAGAAGGGACAUCAAAUGUCUAAGGCAGCUGGUUACAGUUUCUUUGAAGAAGGUGGUCAAAUCCAUAUGUUCAACGUACAGGAUAGAUCGCAUCCAAGAUCUUUGGAAAUCUACUCUUUGUUGGACCAACUUGUUUCGAAAAUGAAGCCUAGAUAUGGUGUAGACUAUAUUCAUGAAGAUGCAUUCAUGAUAGAAGAUGUUGUAUACUAAGAUAGGAAAGUAAGAUCUUAACCAGAUUAAGAGAAAAAGAAAAAGAGAUGGCAAUGUUUGAGCAUUAUCGUCAGUCUACUAUUGGAAUGUGUCUGACAGAGACAUUGGAUGUGAUGGUCUCGAAUGGGGUUCUCACUUCUCAGCCCAG